Messenger RNA from Amoebophrya sp. A120, 4122 nucleotides. The record is from the annotation of a GenBank genome assembly. Lineage: Eukaryota; Dinophyceae; Syndiniales; Amoebophryaceae.
UCUUCCAGUAAGAAAACCGGGGAACGGAGAACACUUUCUUCCUUCUGCCGAAAAAACACCGCUACGAAAAUGUCAUCUCGGUAUCACGGAGUCUCGCGAAGCGGCAAGACCGCAGGGCACGUCCUGCGUUCACAGAAGCUGCGAUCGCAACUGCACCUCGGCGGGCCGAACAACCUGCUGAAUACGUCCGGGGAGAACUUUGCGCUGGUGGGCAGUCCAAAAUCUCCAGCGAGUCACAAGUCGAGUUUGCUCAGCGGCCCGUUUAGCGAUCCUUCGGACCACCAGAACUUUUCCAACCUGAACGUCCGCGUGCAGACGGCGGUGGCCUAUCCGAAGCAGUUUGGACACAACGACUUGAAGCAGAUCUUCGGCGUCCGCUACAAUCCGAACUUCCACCGCGGCGAAAACUACGUCGCCGUCGGGUAUGCGGACGGCGCUCUCCGCGUGUUCGAGACGGAUUCCUGGUCCAAGGUCGCGUGCUCCCCCGUCGACUUCGACACUCCAGAUCCGGAGGAGAUAUGAAAGUGUAGAACUUCAACCCCUCCUUAUUCCCCCUCAACAUUUGAUGUCAUGCAAGAAAAUGAAAAUAAAGCAUCAGAUCCACUUCCACCAUGAUGUUGUUUGCCUCUUGGCACUUCUUGCCUAACAGGGUCAUCUUCUGGAAGCCGAAAUAUUGCAGUAGAAUCGGGCAUCUUGAACUCGUCAUGCAAAAGCAGCACUUUUUUUGCCGGAGCUACUUGUGCUGUUAGUGUUCAUGCUCAUAAGUAUCCAAGAAAUUAUUAUGCGGGGGAGGAGGGGGAGUUGUGCACCCUGAUAGGAGAGCAAGCUUCUCGCGAAGGGCAUCCAGAUUCCACCGAGCCAGAUCCAUGGAGCGUUUGACGCCUUCGAGCCGAUCACCAGUCUCAAGUGGAUGGACAGCCGGCGGGUGCUUUUCUUGCAGGGAAACCAGAUCAACAUUCUCAACGGCGUGGGAAACAACGGUGCAAACGAGGACCAGAGUAACCAGCCCAAGGUAGAGCGCGUGGACCACAAGCACGGGGCGAUGUACGUGUGCGAUGUGGCCGGCAAUCCAAACGAUCUCGGAGGUAUCACUAUACCAAAUGCUGAUACUUCAAACACCAGCGCACUUUAUUCUGAAUUAGUACUAAGUAACUGUAACUUCAUCUACCCCCACGAUGAUCCGGAAAAUGCGACGUAAGAAAAAGGUGCAUGAAAGAAAACGAUCGGAAUUUCUGGUUUGCAUGAUAAAGCCGCGUAUCGUAUAGUAGUAUCUAUACCGGUCAGUACUAUGCUUUUGCUCUUCUCCUGCUUCAAAGCAAUCUGUACGACGAGCGGUGACCGUGACACAUCGUUUCGUAGUAUCUUUUACAACUACACUGCAAUAUGAUAUUAAUUCACGUUGAUCUUCAUCUACACUGCAGCAUGCAAGCGACCCCAGCGGUUCCUAGUGGGGGGAACGGAGCGAAAAGUGGUCAUUUACGACGCCAAGACGCUGCAAGAGACGUGCUGCCUCCGAAAAUCGUUGUACCGAGCGGAUUCGUUUGCGCACUCGAAUCGGUAUGGAACGCAAAUAUGUCUGGGUAGUUCUCCCAUGGAAGAUUGCAAGAUUUGUCAUGCAAUUUUUCUAAGCUUCGCAAAGUCUGCAAGGCAGGGCUUAGCAUCACAAGCUCUGGAGCUCCUUGGUAAUAAAUGCGUAUUCCGCGGCAUGAGAAAUCCGCUCUGCUCUGAGCAUGGGCAGAAGUAGGCAUUUUUUGCAAGGAGCCAGGCAAGACAGAUUUUUGUUUUGUGUGACCCGCAACUCGUAUGAAUUCAACUUCGCCCUCUACUUGCUUCUCUUCCAGACAUGCAGGGAUAUUUGCAGUGCAUAACCAGAUCAGCUCAGCAAAAUUUUUUCCCGACUGCGACGGUCAGAUCUACGUAACGGGCUCCUGGGACAAUUCCGUUGCCGUAUGUAUCCUGUGUAAAAACGUCCCCACCGCCAAAUUGUCAUGUAAAUCUGCAUGCCUUAAAUGUUCCUCAUGCGGAGCCCUAUGAGAAGCAUUUUUUUGUGUAAUAAAUGCGUCACGAUCUGGGAGCUAAGAAAAAGAUUGAAUGCCGAUGAUCAGUGAUGCAGCAGCCCUACCUACAUGACAGCAUUGCACUGCGAGCCCGAAGUUGUCAUGCGCAAUAGCAAAGUCUCUAUCUUGUUGCUUGACCCUGGGGGGGGGGACAUUUUUGCACAGGAUAGUAUGGGACUGCCGUUCCGGGAAGCGGGAAAGGUACUUUUUCUCGCAGAAGCAAUAAAUAAAAAUUACAAGUUGGCUUAACUUGUGGUCAUUUUCAUUCCGAGUGGCAUAGAAUUUUUGUCUGCAAAAGCAUAUCCGCGUGAAGAGAAAACAAGAUCUCGAGCGUAGACUGAAUCUGCCAUAAUUGUUCGGCGUUUUUGCUGCAACAAGACAAGAGUCCUGUAAGAAAGUAUCACCGAGACCUCCGUGCAGCCGUGCCUAGCUGCUAGUGUAUAAUAAUUUCUGGAGGUUGUCGAUAUUUGUCUGUCUCUGUGUCUACCACCAUGCGAAAGAAUGAUCAUGUUAAUUUUUACUGACGUGCUCCCAUCCCUCCGAAUUCUAUCCGCCGAACAAAAUUUUGUUCCCAAGGUUUUUGGACGAGCAGCUAGUCCUCGUAGGUUCCGGGCCGGAGGCGCUAGAUGUGGACCGCAAUUUAUCGCAAGAAAAUACUGUUUCACUGUGAACUUGUGACGCAGAGAACGAAGCACCAAAGUGUUUGUCUUGCUACACCUGCAAGACAUUGGAUUUUCAAGCGUGUUUUCCCUUGGAAAGCGCGCAGGGCAAAUUUUCCGUGUCAUGUGUAACAAACUUGUAAUGCAGAUCUUGCAAAAUCACCACAGUGAGACAGUUUUUUCGUGGGAUACAACUCGAUUCUGACGGGGAUAUCACACAAAAAAAAGCUAGCACAGAAUCGUAUUUGUCAACAUGUAAAAAGUAAAACUUAAACUACCCAUCACAUCACAGUACAGAGAAUAAAAACCAGGCAUGUAGUUCGGGGGCAUGCCGGCUAGAAUGCUUAUGCCAGAAAGUAUGUUUUCGUUUUGUGUGCUGUGCGUAGGUCUUCUACUUGUAGUACUUUUUCGUAAGGGAUGAAGAUGAUGAAACAAGUGGAGUACCUAGUGCUAGCGUUUUUCUUCCUAUCCAGGAAAAAAACUGUGUAAGUGUAACUUUGUAGGAAGAGCAGCAUCACAAAUUCGCUUUGCAUUACAGGGAAAACCUGUCAUGCGUAGCUAGUACGUGGAAACACGUAUGAUAGUAGCCGAUGACGCAAUUCCAGCAUGACAAGUGUAAUUGUUUUGCAUUUUCUGCAUCACAGAUUUACACUUACACAGUUUUUUUCUUGCAUUCUCCCUUUCGAUGUCGCAGUUACCGCACCAAGGAUCCCUAUGGAACUGUCAGGAUUGGAAUUGACAAAGUUGAAAAUUUUGUGAUGCAUAAAACCGAUACCAGUUGGAAGCCCAAUUUGUAAGCGGCGCAUGACAAUAAAUUUCGACGUCAUCGAAGUCCACUUUGUCAUGCUGUUUAGCGAAAGAAGGCAUCCUUUGUCAUUCUACUUUAGCAGCUCUAUCCCAAACCCGAAACAGGCUCACAGUCGGCCUCUCUGGCAAUCCCUGCAAGACAGUCACUUCGUGUCUUGCAUUUCAUGCAUCACAGAUUAUUUCAACUUUGUCGAUUUCAAUCCUGACACACCCAUAAUCCCGUGCAGCUGUUCGACUUUGGCACGUGUAAACUGCUCGAAACCUGCCCUACAUCAAGCUCGGCGCCGUCACUCCUCGGUGCGGGGGGCCCGGCAGCUGGACCGGCGACCAGCAAUCAGCUGCUGCCGUACUCGUGCCAAUUUUCUCGGGACAGCAAGAAAAUCCUGAUCGGGGGGAAGCACGUCAACGCGGAAAAGCAGGGCUCCUUUGUCGUUCUGCGACGGGUCGGUGGCGGCCGGUCGAUGGUGCAGUAUGAAGAUCACAGCCGGCAAGCCGCGGUUUGGUCCGUAGACGCGGUCACGCAAAACAGCCACGGGGUACUGUCCACGGAGUACGCUCUGGGUCACGCCGAUGGGGUGCUGCAGGUGCUCCAGAGUUGA